This is a messenger RNA of Vicugna pacos (alpaca), 1827 nucleotides long. RefSeq names its product olfactory receptor 2D3-like. Gene Ontology annotation, cellular component: membrane. Gene Ontology annotation, biological process: G protein-coupled receptor signaling pathway. The record is from RefSeq and is a predicted model, not a curated record. NCBI's taxonomy places the organism in Eukaryota, Metazoa, Chordata, Mammalia, Artiodactyla, Camelidae. Gene Ontology annotation, molecular function: olfactory receptor activity; G protein-coupled receptor activity.
ACACCAGGAGACUACCCAACACAUGAUAAUUAGUAUUAUUAUUGCCAAAGGACCUUGUGCAGGGAGAGAUACGAGCGUGGAGGACAGAUUAGAGCAUGUUUAAAGGACGCCACUGAGUACAAGACCAAUGAGGCAGCGAUAUUUACUGAUGCUCCGCAGCACCCACCCACUUCACACUGAGAACAAAUGACAGAAGAAUUUGUUUAAGGGCCAGGAUCACAGACAACAAUAUUCUCCUUUAAUAUCCCAUUCCUUGCUCAGAGUACGUGUUUAGAAUUUGUAAAUAUAAAGACAAAAAUCAGCCUUCAUAAAUGUUGUCAGUUUGCAGCAUAAAAAUCUAACUGGUUUAAAGCAACUUCAGUAUAUUUGCUUCCCAAACCUACAGGGAAAAAAAACCUGGUAUUGUGAGCAGCACUAUAGUCUCCUCAGAACCAUACAUAGUCCAGCCAAGGGUCAUUUAGGAUGAUUUCUGCCCCGCUGGUGGUAUUGAAAGAUUCACGGGUAGAGAAAAUCAGAAACAGCUUUCCAUUAUCCGAACUACGGAGCAAAAAGAAUCCUGCUUUCUAACACAUGGAAACAAGAGGUGGACACCAGUGGCCCAGUUGGGAUACUGAUUAAUAAAAUACUUAAGUUUCUCAGAUUAAAAAAAAAAUAACUGACCAGUAUGUGUUUUUUCCCUCCUUGGUGCUAACCUAUAAACAGUACUAAAGGUUCAUGGGAGAAGAAAACCACACUUACGUGACUGAAUUUGUCUUCCUGGGCCUUUCGCAGGAUCCACAGACACAAGUCCUGCUCUUCUUCCUUUUUCUGAUCAUCUACCUGCUGACUGUGCUGGGAAAUCUGCUCAUCAUUGUGCUCACUCACGUAGACUCCAGGCUCCAUACACCCAUGUACUUUUUCCUUAGAAACUUGUCCUUUGCUGAUCUCUGUUUUUCUACUACCACAGUUCCCCAGGUGCUAGCCCACUUCCUGGUAAGAAGGAAGGCCAUUUCCUUUGCUGGAUGCUCAACACAGAUAGUUGUUUUACUGCUGGUUGGGUGUACUGAGUGUGCACUACUGGCAGUGAUGUCCUAUGACCGCUACGUGGCCAUCUGCAAGCCGCUGCACUACUCCACCAUCAUGACACAUUGGGUAUGUGUCCAGAUGGCCAUAGGGUCCUGGGCCAGUGGAGCGCUUGUGUCUCUGGUGGACACCACAUUCACACUGUGGCUGCCCUACAGAGGGAACAAUAUCAUUAACCAUUUUUUUUGUGAGCCCCCUGCCCUCCUGAAGCUGGCUUUAGCUGACACCUACAGCACAGAAAUGGCCAUCUUUGCAAUGGGUGUGGCCAUCCUUCUAGCUCCUGUCUCCCUAAUCCUCAUCUCCUACUGGAAUAUCAUCUCCACUGUGAUCCGGAUGCAGUCUGGGGGGAGGCUCAAGGCUUUCUCUACCUGUGGCUCCCAUCUCAUUGUUGUUAUCCUCUUCUAUGGGUCAGCCAUAUUUGCCUACAUGAGACCAAACUCCAAAAUAAUGAAUGAAAGAGAUAAAGUGAUCUCUGUGUUCUAUUCAGCAGUGACACCCAUGCUGAACCCUAUCAUUUAUAGUCUGAGGAACAAGGAUGUCAAAGAGGCUCUCAGGAGAGUGCAAAACAGGCCAGGGUCUCCACACUGGAUGGAAGAGGGAGAUGGAAGAAGAGCUUAUGUCAGGAAGCUGCUGCUGGUGUGUGGUACCCAAUCCCAGAGAGAGGCUAGAAAAGGGAGGAAUGUCAGAUUGGCAGAAAUCAGCAUCAUGCAUCAUGGGAACCAGGCAGAUAAAUCCAACUUUGAACAUAUGUUAAAGAAUCUGUAA